This is a messenger RNA of Mya arenaria, 10846 nucleotides long. RefSeq names its product extracellular matrix protein 3-like. The transcript is spliced from 25 exons. The coding region runs from base 152 to 9343 and encodes 3063 amino acids. The record is from RefSeq and is a predicted model, not a curated record. Gene Ontology annotation, cellular component: membrane. Gene Ontology annotation, biological process: cell communication. NCBI's taxonomy places the organism in Eukaryota, Metazoa, Mollusca, Bivalvia, Myida, Myidae.
GAUGCUGCAUUAUACAGUACGAAACUACUGAUGUUUUAUGGUAGGAUACGUGUUAACAACAUACAGUGAUUGUUUAUUUUGAUUAAUAACAUGUUAAAGAAUUAGAUUGAAAUGAUUAUACACAUCAGAUGUUAUUCGUAAUGGAGAAAUCAUGGGUGGAUUACAAUUGACAGUUGUGAUCAAGAUAUCAUUCAUUGUGAUACUCAGUUUGUUACUUGUGGAAUGUAGACUACACAAAAGUGAGAUAAUUCGUGUUAAUAGGCAAGUGGAUGUUCCUUUUGGCCGUAGUGUAACUUUAAACCCCUUGAAGGACUUGAAUAUACAUGUUAAGCACGGGGACUCGUGCUCUUUGAAUAUUGUGAAAAGAGACGAUUUGCCAUACAGUGCAGGACAACUAAGCAAAUCUGAAUUUCCUUGCAGAUUUAGUACUGGAGAUUUAACUUACAUUCACUAUGGGAGGAUAUAUGGUGUUGACAAAUUUCUUACAUUGCUUCAAUACAAUUCACAGAAUGAGACAUUUAUCACUCAGUUUGUCAUUCAGUUCAAUAUCAUUGAAAAACCAUAUGAGAUUGUUACCAAAAAUGUUGCGGUACAAGUAAAUAGCUAUUCUGAUGUCAGCUCACCAAUAGAUUCAUCAGCACUUCAGUUUUCAUUUGACGAAAGCAUUAAUUCAUGCUUCAUUAGUGUUUUACCACAAUCUCUUGGACUACCUCAAUUUGGUGAGUUGCUGAACAAAACCUUAUCUAACAUUGACUGUGAAGAAUUUUUGACUUCUGAUAUAAGGUAUAGAUACUAUGCACAUAAAAGUGUACCGAAACAUGACAAUAUUCCUAUGCAGGUAAAACUUCUGACAAAACUUGGAGAACUUGUAAAGGAUGAAUAUUUUCAGUUGGAAGUACUGAUAUCCUCCGGUAGAGACAACACUCCACCGGAACCCAGCGAUAAAGCCAAAUUCAUAAUGGAUUCAGUCAGCCAGUCCAUCCUUACACCAAUCACUGUUGACAUUUUGUCAGCUACUGAUGGACAGACACAGUCGGACAAACUUAUGUUUAACAUUUCUCAACCACUAGGCCCCGGUGAAGGAAUUAUCAUUAAUACGGAUAAUGCAGAUGAACCAAUUAACCACUUCUUUCAGUAUGAAGUUAAUGACCUCAAAAUUGCUUAUAAGCCAACAAAAUUUGAUUCAAACAUCAAGAGAAUUUUUCAGAUAUGGAUUUCUAUUGUGGACCCAGAGGGCCUGGCCUCAGAUUCAUUGCCAUUGAUGAUUGUUGUUGAACCAAUGAGUACAAAUGCACCUGUUGUUACUGAAAAUAUGGGCAUGUUCUUAAUUGAAGGUCAAUCAAGACCAAUUAUAAGCCCAGAUAUGCUUGAAAUCUCUCAUGUGGGUAACUUAGAAAGUGUCAAAAUAUAUCACAUUGAUGGAUUGCGGCAUGGUCACUUGACUCUCCCAGCUGGUAGAAAUUAUUUCACACCUGAGGAUCUAAAACAUGGACUAGUGGUUUAUCAUCAUGAUGACAGUGAUUCACUCAGUGACAAUAUAGUCUUCCAGCUUUCUGAUGGACAAAAUGUGAUUACAUUUUUAUUUCCAGUAACCAUUUAUCCAAAAGACGACAAAUCUCCUAUCUUGACUGUUAACAAAGGUCUUGAUAUCCAGAAAAAUGACAUAGCAUUGAUUUCAUCUUUAGAUUUGUCAGCUUCGGACACUGACACUGAUGACAGUGAUGUCAUCUUUGUUCUUGAACCGCCCUAUUCAAGUCGAGGAUUGAUCAUAAAAAAGCAGCCAGAAAAACCAUCAGAUACAAAUGAAUGGCAUUUUCAUAAUGGAUUUUAUGUGCAAAUAGUAUACAACUUUACUCAGCUGGAUAUUUUGAAAGGAAAAAUGUUUUAUAAGCACGCAGGAUCUCAAUCUAAUGAAGCUUUUAUGGAUGAAAGAAUCAGAUUUAAAAUAAUAGAUAAGGGUAUACCACCAAAUAAGUCCCCUGUUCAUGAAAUCCAUGUUAAAAUACAGCCAAUUGAUGAGAUACCGCCCUAUUUGUAUCCAAACACAAAGCUUGAAUUAGAUGUCACUGGAAAUGGAUGUACACCCUUUAACAAGAAAAAUUUAAGAUUUACUGAUGAUGACACAAAUGACCGGACAAUUAUGUACACCAUAAAAAGGCAGCCGUAUGAUACGUAUGAUUAUGGGCCGUUAGAAGCUGGUACAGUUGCUUAUUGCGAUAACUCUGACAGAAAUCUUACACAAUUUAGCCAAGCUGACAUAAACCAACACAAAGUUUGCUACCUACCACCAGCAACAGGACUUGGACUUGCAAAAAGAACACUGCAAUUUGACUUUAAUGUUGAAGACCAGUCUGAAAACAUUCUGACAAAUCAAGUGUUCACCAUUAUUAUUAAGCCGGUGAAUAGUGUUCCACCAGUGGUUAUUAACACUGGAGCUGAGGUUGUUGUAAAUGGUGAAAUUGUGAUAACUCCACAGAUGUUAUUUGUCAAAGAUACUGACCCACAGAAUAUUGUUAUCAUCAUGAGUAAACUUCCACAGUUUGGUAUUUUGUAUAACAAUGGAACUGUAAUUAAAACAGAUAAAACCUUUUCCCCUUUUGACAUUGAAAUGGGUAAAAUUGUGUACAGAAAUCAAGAACAUGAUGAAAGAUUCAAAGAUAUGUUCAUGGUAGAAAUAUCUGAUGGCAUACAUUUCAUUCCUGUGACAUUCUAUGUAAACAUUGUUAAAAGAAGUGAAGUACUCUUCCAAAGAAAUUCUGUUGCUGAUAAUGGUAAACUUACUAUCUAUCAUAUAGUGAAUGAAAAUGGUACAGUUAUUUUAAGUCCUGAACAUUUUAAAAUAUAUGAUACAUCCCUCAACCCAAGAGAUAUUGUGUAUUCUAUUCAAAAGUACCCAUUGUUUGGUUCAAUAUUAUUAAACGGGCAAGGAAGCAGUUAUUUCACACAAAAUGACAUUUUAAACAGAAAGAUUACUUACACACAUACUGGCUCAGAUAUUGGAAGAAGUAAAGCGGAGGACAGAAUCAAGCUUGUAGUUCUUGGUACGUCAAAUGUUUUACUAAAAGAUGGGUCCAUACUUGAAAGAAUUGAAUUAGUUUUUGAAAUUCAACCAGUAAACAAUCAACUGCCUGAAAUCAUUACACAUGAUGAUAUAGAGGUUGCUGAAGGAAAAACUGUACAACUACGUAGGGAACAUAUUGAUGUUAAUGAUAUUGACUCGGAAGAAGGUACUAUAAUGUGUAUGAUAACAGAACAACCUAAAAAUGGAUUUCUUGAAAAUAAAUCACCAGGUUCAAGGGCUGGAUUACCUAUAUCAGCAUUCAAUGUAGAUAAUAUCAGGAAUGGUGACAUAUUUUAUGUACAGAAUGUUCAUAAAGGUAUUGAACCAAGAAGUGAUCAGUUCCAUAUAAAAUGUUCAGAUGGGAGAAACCUUAGUGGUGUCAAGAAAAUAUCUAUUGCUAUACUUCCAGCAAAUGAUGAAGUUCCUGGAGUAAUUGUGAGGGAAUUCAUUGGUUCUGAAGGCAUGGACAUAAGAAUAGAUGCUGCUAUACUAGAGGUGACUGAUAAAGAUGAACCUGCUGAUGAGUUGAAUGUUCUUAUUGUCACUCCUCCUAAACAUGGUAAAAUUGUACAGCAAUCCCUAACUGGUGAAGUCCAAGUACAAAAUUUCACUCUUGACAAAAUCAAAGAAUUUUCUACGAUUGUGUAUGAACAUGAUGGCUCUGAGACUACUAAUGAUGUGUUUGUGUUUGUUCUGUCAGACGGUAUUCACAAUGUCACAAGGACUGUCCCAAUAACUAUAUUUCUAAUUGAUGAUGAGCCGCCGAGACUUGCUGUAAACAAUGGACUUGAAAUAGAGAGCUUGGGAGACAAAAAGACUAUCACAAAUGAAAUGCUGAAGGCUGUGGAUGUUGACUCUUUGGUCAGUAACCUUACAUUUAUAAUCAAGAAGAUUCCACAAUAUGGUGUCCUGACAAAAACUAUCCAAAAUACAAAAGUGAACCUGAUUUAUGGGUCUAACUUCACACAGACAGACAUUGAUAACAAUCUUGUGGAAUAUAUCCAUUUUGGCAAAAAAAUGAAAUUAGACUUGAUCAAGUUUGAUGUGACAGAUGGUUUGAACUCACUUAUUAACAGAUAUUUCUAUGUGACAUUUAAAGGCAUUAACCUGCUUCAACCUGAUGUUUUUAAUACAGCUCUAAUUCUGCAAAACGAUGGAGGUGUAACAUUAACUAGGGCUAUUCUGACUAACUCUGAGAUAAAAGUAUCUGAGGAACUACUUUUCAACAUUACUGUUCCACCAAAACAUGGCCAUUUAGAAUAUGUUGAUCAGAGUGGUGAAAAACUUUCCAACUUCUUGUUCCAAUAUUUAGAUUCUAACAAAGUAAGAUAUGUUCACCGGAAUGAAGAUGAAGUUAAGUUUGACGUCUUUGAAGUAGAAGUAAGUGAUGAUAAAAAACCAAUGGCCAAAACUUUACGAAUUUCAAUCAGUGGACAGGACAAUAAUUUACCUGUUGUCAUGGUUACAACUCUUAGACUAAAAGAAGGAACAACUAAAAUACUAACGCCACUGGAACUCAGGGUCUUUGAUGUGGACACUGCUGAUGAAGAUGUGGUUUUUACCAUAACACAAGUGCCUUUACAUGGAAAUCUGCUGUACAACCUCUCUAGAAUAGUGACAAGGUUCUCUCAAAGUGACCUUAAGAAGGGCCUCAUAUCUUACCAGCAUGAUGGAAGUGAAACAUUUUCAGACAGUUUAAUAUUUACCGUCUCUGAUGGCUUACACCAACAUUUUUACAUACCAGGGUCUGACAUGCCUGUCCGUACACCCCAGGAAAUGGACAUAGAAAUAAUACCCAUGAGCAGUGGAGCCCCUAGAGUAGUGGUCAACACAGGGUCUAACUUCUUGACCAACUUAACCAAUGGUUUAGGGUUUCACAUAACUAACAGAAAUCUAAAAAGCCAAGACUAUGACAGCCCGGAUGAUGCACUACGAUACAUGUUGACUGUCGGACCACAUCAUGGGUUCUUGCAAAACACUGCACAGGGAGGUGGAGCUAUUGCCAUGUGGACACAAGGGGAUAUAGAUGCAUGGCUUAUCCAGUACAUCCUCUCCCCUGGGGAAAACGCCACCAGUGACAGCUUCUUCUUCAAGGUCACAGAUCAAGAGGGCCAUUCCUUGGAAAACCAACCCUUCCACCUACAGUGGGCAUGGCUAUCUUUCAAGACUGACAGUUACCAUGGUAAUGAGACAGAUGGCUACAUCGAUGUCACCCUACAGAGAAGGGGAUACCUUGGAGAAACAAGUCUUGUCACUGUUGAGGUGCAUGAGAAGACUGCGUCCUUUGGUACAGAUGUGUCCAGGCAAUUUGCUCAGAUGAUCCAGUUUAACCCAGGUCAGAGAGAGAAGCAGUGGAGAUUGGCCAUUAAGGAUGACAAUGUAUUUGAGGGAGAGGAGAUUCUAACACUGCAGCUUGCUAACCCCCUAUCUGCUGUGCUUGAACAUCCUUACAUUGCCAUGGUCACCCUGCAUGAUGCAGAAGACGAGGCAAAGGUGUAUUUUGAGGGACUGAACUACCAGGUAAUGGAGAAUGCCAGCCAUAUUGACAUCCCCGUAAUAAGGACAGGGGAUAUUUCCCAGGACCUCACUGUCAUAUGCCACACCAGGGAUGGAACAGCAAGAGGCUCACCUACCAGCAAGAUUGAACCCUUUUCUGACUUCAUCACUCGCCCUGCAGACCACAGCAGUAUUGUCAGGUUUGCCAGGGGAGACAGCCAGAAUGUGUGCAGAGUUAUGCUUCUUAACGACUCUCUAUAUGAAUCUCAAAAAAGGUUCUAUAUGAUGCUGAAGGAACCAGUGGGAGGCAAGCUGGGAUCAAGGGCAGAGACAGAGGUCACAAUCCUCCCUGAUCCCGCAGAUGAGCCCGUGUUUUACUUUGACCAAGCCCACUACACUGUGGAUGAGAGUGCUGGCACCCUGGAGGUUAAGGUGUGGAAAACUGGCACGGAUCUGUCCAAACCCUCCAGUAUAACUGUGCAUUCCCGGAGAAUGGGGAAUAACCCCGCUGAAGUCGGAUUGGACUACCUACCAGUGACCCGAAUCCUUGACUUCUCUCCGGGUGAGAUGACUAAGACUCUGAAGGUUGCCAUCUUAGAUGACUCGGCAAGUCCCCAGCUGGAAGGACAGAAGACGUUAGAGCUCUAUUUCCGUAUCCCUGUAGGGGGCCGUGUUGGGCAGCCUAGCACUGCUGUAGUCACUAUAGAUGACUCAGUCUCUGAUUUGCCUAAGAUGCAGUUUAAGGCAGCCGAGUACAGAGUCCUUGAAAGUGACCUUCAAGUUGUUGCUAAGGUGACAAGGUCAGGUGACAUCAGCAGCCAAUCAGAAGUGAGGUGCUACACUCGACCAAUCACAGCGAAGAGUGAUGUGGAUUUUAUGGAGAGACCUGACUCAGAGGAUUCCCUUGUGGUCUUUCUUCCAGGACAGAUCGAGGCAGACUGUCACAUACAGCUGGUGGAUGACACAGUCCAGGAACGUGAGGAGAGUUUUAGAUUGGUUCUCGGCACACCAGACAGUCUGUUGCCAGGGGGUGCCACUCUAGGAGGACAGGUCACCACUCACAUUGUGGUUGAUGACCCAGAGGAUAAUCCAAUAAUCAUGUUUGAACUCAAUCAGUACACAGUGAAUGAGCCGAUCAUCAAAGGUGAUGUGACGAUUGCCCGUAUCUCUGUGGUCAGACUCGGGGAUACAGAAGGAACAUCAGUGGUACAAGUAACAACGCGCAGUGGAAGUGCCUUAGCUGGCAAAGACUUUAGAAACUAUGAUAGGGCGCUUAAUUUUGGACCUGGGGUAAGCCACCAGACGGUAGAAUUGGAGAUUCUCUAUGACAUGAGUGGGGAGGACAGGGAGAUGUUCACUGUACACAUGUCCGAGGACACACAGAGGAUCGCACAAGUCAGGCACGAUGAGGCUGUGGUGUAUAUAGAGGAGAACAGCAAGCUCGCUGAUAUAAAACUUCCCCUGGCGCCUCUGAUUGUCUCUCUACGUGACCUUGACCUUGUUGCCAGUGAUUUUAAAAGGAGGCCCAUACAGGGAUACCCACUUGUGUGUGUAUCUUCCUGCAGCCCCUACCAUCCCCAGUACCUGUCAGUCCAGGAUGUAUGUAGGGAGGCCGGUAUUGACGAUGUCCAGACAAAGUUCCGUUGGAGGGUUGGGCAGGCAGGAGGGGUACUGUUUGACCUUGACUCUGACACCAUCUUCACUACUACCAGGGGGGUCACUCUGGAUAGCGUCUACUUUACAGCAGGUAGCCAGGUUGAAUGUUACGCUAGAGCAGUUAAUUUCGAAGGAGAGCCAGGCAUCGAGGUAGCUAGCCCUGUUAUGACAGUUGACCAAAGCCAGGGUGCAUGUCCAUCUAGCACUGACAGCGUCAAAUUGGCUGAACCAUUCGGUGCAAGGAUGAGGUAUACAGGUCCAGAUGAUGAAUGGCACCCUAACAAGGUUCGUGUGAGAGUACAGAUUCCCCAUACUGAUGGAAUGUUACCCGUCAUCUCUACCCGCAAGAUGGCCAACUAUGAGCUGACCCUGAAUGAUGAUGGCUCACACAAGAACAAGCACCAGUGCACGAACCUGCUGAAAAGUGGAGGGAUGGGGGCCGGUUUUGGAGUCAAUCACCAUGAUCUGAUGGGGUUUUAUGGGUCUUCCCUCCCGUACCAGUAUAGCGAGACGCUGAGGAGUAAUAGGACACUGGCACUUUAUAGAAACCUGGACAUGUCCUCGUGUGUGUGGACGUUUGAUGCCUACUACAACAUGUCAGAGCUGGUCAGCAUGUGUGGUGCUCUGAUGGACACUGAUUUACGGAUGCAUGGUGGUCCUCAGUCCUUCGUUGUAGUAAAACUCCCCCUGUUUGUAUCAUACCUGUACUUCACUCCGGGCAUGAGAGACACAUGGCGAGCCCAUGAGGUGAGCAGAUACCUCACACUGAAGUUUGUGUAUGGUACAGGGACAAUGUGGGACCAAGCCAUACAAUCAAACAGGCACCCAGCUGGGCUCAAAGCCAAGAUGUUCCCUUCUGAUGUCCUGAUACUUGCAGAUGGUCAACUAGUUGUCAGAUUCCAGACUGUUCCCAAAUUCAGGGGACAGUUCCUGGCUUCACAUCCUGGAAACCAGUUCAACUCUAAUGUGCAGUCUCUGAGUCAUGGUGGUUUGACAUUUGACCUUCAGUUACUUCCUGGCCCCAACACAUCUGACAGACCUCACCAGAACUGGCUUGUCACUUCUGCCACUGCGCUGAAGGACUACUCUGGAGACUUUGUUGUGACCUUGCUGCCAUGCCUACUGACCUUUACCCAGACUUCCACUCAACCAAUCAGCUGCUCUCCCUCUGACAAUGUGACCUUCAGUCUACCAAUCAGAUUGCAGCAAGUCAGUGACCCUGUGCCUUCAAAGUUCAGCCUGAAUACAGAAUUCAGGGUGACUAGAAAGAGUGAUGUUUGGCUCUCGGAGAAACUGUCAUACAUUUCUGAGGACGACAUGACCAUUACUCCAGGUGAUACAGUGUAUGGAAGACUAGAUGUGAGCCCCAUACAGUCGUUGGAUCGGAGUGUCCAUCUUUACAUUGAGAAGGUGUUCAUGUGUGCAGGGCAGAGGGGUUACAUUCCACUAUACAAUCCGGAUAUAGGCCACUAUGGAUGUGUAGGAAAAUCAGAACAACUGGACACUGUCAUCAGAAUUCUGGACAUAGAGGACCCUUCCUCCGUUAACGCAACAUUCCAAGGGGUUCCUUUAUCGGCUAAGAUGGCCCAUGAUGACACACAAUCCUCUGAUGUCUUCAACAUUCCAGGGGCAGAUGGUUUCUCAUUUGAUUCCUCGCCACUUUUUCAGACUGAGGAUGAAAAACUAUGGUUUCUGCACAUAGUGUUUUCACAGACCGCCACAAAUGGAGAUGUAAUUUCAAGAACAUCAAUGUUUGACAGUCAUACUGUGAGGAGAUCCCUCGAUGACAUUGCAGGGGUUGGGAAUGGUAAAAAGGGCACAAAUAUGGCCCCUUUAAUACUUAACUUCAAUGGGAAGUCUUUGAAAGAAGACCAAUACCAGCCUGGCAAAAAAACUGAAAACAGUGAAAGCCAGAUGCCACUUAUUGCUGCCCUGAUUGGGGCAAGUGUCCUACUGCUGAUAGGUAUUAUUGUACUUGUGAUAUAUAUACGACACCGGCGGAAGCAGACGUCUCCACCGCCAACCCCAUCAGGAACCAUAACUGUGUUAUCUACUUCUCCUGGACUUACAAAAGUCAUAUCAAAUGCUUAUGUUUUCAAACCACACCCAUUAUACCAUUCUGAAGUCUGACGAUGAAAUUUUAUGUUAUUGCGAUUUGUACAUAUUCUAGAAUUGAGAAUUUUGCAGCCAUAUUAUUUUUUGUUAUUCUAUACGUGGUGCUUUAUAUCAAACCAUUUAUUAAAAAAUGUUGUGUAUUUUGUACUGUUCCUUUUCUAAAAAAAUAAUAUUGUUAACGAGAGAUUUAAAUUCCGUCUGCAUUCCUUAUUUUCUACGACUCAGAAUGAUAUAGAGAAAUUAUACACUAUGAAAUGAAAUCCAUUUUGUGCCAAAACUCCCAUUUAUAUAUCAAAAAGUAUUGAAUGCUCACUUCAUAGCGACUGAGUCAUAUAUCAGAUAUUAAGACUUUUUACACAUUUAAUUUGUACCAUCAUGAGUCCAUGGUAUCAAUCCAUUGUUAUAAGGUGUUGUAUUUUGUCCAUUUGAAAAUUACAUAUUGAUGUUACAUAUGUGCAAUAGUUAGUGUGAUUCCUGCUUGUGUGUUUGCAACUAUAUUUGCAAUAUAAUUGAACGGUGAUUCUUAAAUUAAUGGUCAUUUUAAUGGAUUUUCAUGAAAUGACCAUUCAGAUGCAUGUUUUAAUAUGGAUAUAGUAAUUGCUACAGUAAAUGCAUGAAUGAUUCAUGGAUGAUUCAUCAAAGAGGAGCUAAUAAGUUUGGAUUUUAGAAAAAAUCUCUGCAAAAUUAAAGAAUUAGGACUUAUGAGCUGAUUGACAAUUUUGAUAUUGUACAAUGUAUGUGUUUUUAUUAAAUAAGCAAAAUUAUAUCAAUUAUGGUCAUUGUAUGUUUUUGAAGGCUUUUACAUUAUUAUCUUUUGGUAUAAUUGCUGUACUCAUUAAAUUGCAUAGUUUUGAACAAUACCUUGCAAAUCCAUUGUUUUGUUGUUUUGUUGUUGAUCUUUAACUUUUACAGUAUAUGUCAUAUUUCCCUUGUUCUUGUAUAAAAAUGCAUAGUGAAAAAGUUAUGCAAGAAUAUGCAAACAUUGUACAAUAUUUGUGCUGGUUGAUUCUGAACAGAACAAGAUUUCAACAGUAAAUGCAACAUUUGUCUAGUAACAUGUAUUAGCAACUGUGUUGUCUUCAUGAUUGUGUUUGUUUUGUUCUAGUCAUUUGUAAAAGUGUACCUACGGUAGUUGCCUAACUGAACAUGUAUGUUGUACAUGCAUGUUUGUCAUAUCUUCAAAGAUGUACAUUGUAUAUGAAAACAAUGAGAUUUUGUUAUAAUGAUUUGCUCAUGUUAAUGAUAUUAUAAUCAGACAAUUAUCAUGUGUAUUUUAUCAGAGUUUCAGGAUGUUUAAUAUGUUUGUUUUCUUGAGUAGAGUAUAAUCAUUAUUCUGAGCUAAUGAUUUUGUUGUUAUUUCAACUUUGAUGUCAAAUGCUUGAUAUUUUGAUCUGAAAUAAUACUACUGUGAUCAUAUGAGGGGUAACAUGUAUUUAUGCUGCCCAUUGCUAUAUUCCAUGCAUAUUUUUGUAUUAUAUGUGCAUUUUGCAUUCCAAAAAUAAACUCAAAAAGCAAGAA